This is a messenger RNA of Psylliodes chrysocephalus, 2051 nucleotides long. The record is from the annotation of a GenBank genome assembly. NCBI's taxonomy places the organism in Eukaryota, Metazoa, Arthropoda, Insecta, Coleoptera, Chrysomelidae.
CAGCUGUUUAGAAACACGGUAUAAUGAGAUUUGAGCGAAAUCAACCCCCAAUAGCAAUUGGAAGCUGUGAGGGUUGAAUAUAUAAUAUCAGCUCCUAAAUGAGACUUUAGUAUAUUGACAUCAUAGUGUUGUGAUGUAUUUAAAAGCCGUGUGUUUAAAAAAUAACGUGUGUCGGUGUGUUUGUAAUGCGGUUGUUGACCAAAAUUUUAAGGAUCUUCCUAAUUUUGAAAACAUUUCUACUGCCGAUUUAUACAAAAUUACCCCAAGAUGAUUUUUCGUUCGACUCCUGUUCUCCUCCUCAAUUAGCCUUAAAUGGAUCAGAAACUGAAGCAGGUGAGGUGAGAAUCAAAAAGGAUUUCAACCACGUGCGCGAAGUUAAAUUUUCAGGGUCUAUUGGACCUCUUGGUGAACAACGACUAUGUAAAAUUAAAUGUAUAGCUGGCCAAUGGGUAGGACCCUUGUGCAUUGAUCAACAAGAUAAUGGACGAUUUCAACCAUUAUUCAGGAAUUGUAAGCUUGAGUACAUCAACCCACAUCUGUUAGUUACUUUUCGAAACGUUUCCAUACACACUCCAGGAUGGACAUUUCCACAUGGUGCUAAACUACAUACGAGAUGUAAAGAAUUGGGACUGUACAAACUAUUAGGCACUGCCACUCCUCAAUGCCAAAACGGGCAAUGGUCUUCCAGACUUCCCUCAUGUGUACCUACUACACUUCUAACCAAUUUUACAGAAGAUGCACCUCCAUCAAUUUUAAUCAGAAUACCAUCUGGUUCAGCAUCAGCAGAACCUGGCGGAGAACUAGCAGUUUUUCCAGGUUCAACCCUUCAUUUUGAAUGUAUUUUCUCACGGAGAUUAGGAUCUCCUGAUUGGACCUGGACGUCACCGCUUGGCCAAUACCUCACAGGUUGGGCUAUUGCAUCAGAAGAAAGAGACUGGAAGUACAGAUUGUCAAUUUACUAUGCCAAACCGCAAGAUUCUGGAACUUUCACAUGUGCCACUCCUCGAGGAAUAACGAACAGCAUAACUCUUGUUGUAACAGCUGUCCACUGCGAACCAAUUUCUGUCACAAGAAUGCAUCUUAGCGUAAGAGUCGAGGGCACAAGAUUAGGACAUAAAGCAAUAUUUCAAUGUCCUAUGGGUUUCAUUGUUUCAGGAGAGGCCAAUUUGACGUGCCAAGCUUCAGGUAAAUGGUCGGCUCCAGUUCCAAAAUGUGAUUUAGUAAAAUGUCCUCCACUGGAUACACCAGAGAAGCUCGGAGAGCCACAUCUACAAGUUGAGGAACAUAAUAAUAGUUAUGGUGGAAGAUCAGUAUUUAGCUGUGCUUGGGGUUAUAAGUUAUUGGGACCUCCUGGUAUUGAAUGUGAACUCAGCGGUAAUUGGUCAGGACCAUUGCCAGUGUGUACUCCUAUACAGUGCCCACCACCAGUUUUACCAUUGAAUGGUCACUUAAUCCAAUCUGAAGCUCCAGGAAUGGAUGGUGGUAGAUAUGCAGUUGGAAGUUUAGUACAAUUUGCUUGUACUGGAGCACAUCAUUUGGAAGGGGAAGCCAGCAUCAUAUGUACUGAAACUGGGUUUUGGUCUCAUCCUCCUCCAUUUUGUAGACCCAAAUGUUCAUAUAUUGGGGAACCCAAAAAUGGAUUUAUUUCACCAACAAAGUUUGCUUAUGAUCCAGGAGAUGAAUUGAACAUUAUUUGUAACGAUGGUUUUUCAACGAAUUCAAACGACAGUUUGAUAUGUUUGUCAGAUGGAAAAUGGUCUUCCGUACUUCCGGCCUGUGCUAACAUAUCUUCCUUAAUAUAAAUAAUAAUUUAACGAAACUUAACGAUUAGAUAUUAAAACAUAUCAUAAAAUUAUAUCAUUAAUAAUUAUCAAUUUACUUAUUUUAGAUGAGGUUCAAAAUUGUCAGACAAUACCAUAGGAAUAAACUCAAUAAAUAUAUAGGUUUUUAGACUCAAAAUUAGAAUGUUUUGAUUUAAGUGAUUUAUUAUCAGAAACUAGAAUUAAAAAAAAAAUUAUCAAAAUAGUUAAUUCGAAUAAAAUGAAGAAACC